AUGGCAAGGAAAACGCUCAAUAACCUCCACGACAGCCUCCCACCACUGGCUUCGAAGACGUUUUACCCUGUCCGAAUUGGCGAGAUAUUUCGGUCCAAGUACCAAGUGCUGGGAAAGUUGGGCUACGGGUCUGUUUCUACCGCCUGGCUCUGUCGGGAUCUUGUCGAUCAUGAAUAUGUAGCUUUGAAGGUCUUCGUCGCUAAGCAUCGCCAAGCAGAGAACGAGGAAAAGGUCUACAAACACCUUCGCACCAUCAAAACCAGUCAUCCUGGAGCGAAAGGCAUUCGCUCCCUGCGUGAUCAGUUUCAGCUUCCCGGGCAGUAUGACUCGCAUGAAUGUUUGGUCGAUGGGCAGCUUCUUAAACCGAUCAUCAAAUAUUUGCUUAUGGCUCUUGACAUUCUGCAUACGGAAGCUCGAGUUGUAUACACUAAUAUUCAGGAGGGUAAUGUCAUGCUCGGCAUUGAGGACGAUGCAAUUUUUAAGAGCUUCGAGGAAGAAGAGUGGGCUGAGCCAAGUCUUCGGAAGAUCGAUGGUGACCGUAUCAUCUAUGCAACGAGACAAGUUGACAUUCCAGACAAUCCAUCACACGCAGUUCUUUGCGGCUUUGGUGAUGCUCAAUUUGGCGAGGAGACGUACAUUGGAGAAGUCAUGCCAGAUCUCUACCGAGCCCCGGAAAUUGUCCUUGGGAUACCCUGGAACGAAAAGAUCGAUAUCUUGAGCGUUGGCUUGAUGGUUACUUCCGCUCCGGCUCGCAUAGCGAGAAUGAUUGCGGUGUUGGGCCUACCGCCGAAGGAUCUCUUGAAAAGGGGACAAUUCUCCGAGGUGUUCUUUGACGUUGAAGGGAACUUCACCCCAGAUAUCAAGAUUCAACAAACGUCGCUGGAAAAUGAAGAGGAGAACCUGGAAGGAGAUGAGAAGACCCCAUUCCUCCAAUUCCUGAAGAAAAUGAUCCAAUGGGUACCCGAGGAGAGGAAGUCGGCGAAAGAGCUGAUGAAGGAUCCAUGGCUGGCGUUCCCUUAA
This is a messenger RNA of Hyaloscypha bicolor E, 1020 nucleotides long. RefSeq names its product kinase-like protein. The coding region runs from base 1 to 1020 and encodes 339 amino acids. Gene Ontology annotation, biological process: protein phosphorylation; regulation of mRNA processing; spliceosomal complex assembly. Lineage: Eukaryota; Fungi; Ascomycota; Leotiomycetes; Helotiales; Hyaloscyphaceae. The record is from RefSeq and is a predicted model, not a curated record. The transcript is spliced from 7 exons. Gene Ontology annotation, molecular function: protein kinase activity; ATP binding.